This is a messenger RNA of Fomitopsis serialis, 2115 nucleotides long. RefSeq names its product tryptophan synthetase. The transcript has 15 exons. Gene Ontology annotation, cellular component: cytoplasm. Gene Ontology annotation, biological process: L-tryptophan biosynthetic process. Lineage: Eukaryota; Fungi; Basidiomycota; Agaricomycetes; Polyporales; Fomitopsidaceae. The record is from RefSeq and is a predicted model, not a curated record. The coding region runs from base 77 to 2005 and encodes 642 amino acids. Gene Ontology annotation, molecular function: tryptophan synthase activity.
GGUUGCCUCUCACCGUCUAUAAAAGCUGCCAGGCCCGUGUGCAGCAUCCCAUUCACACCACAGACCACAGGAAAACAUGGAGGCUAUUCAGAAAGUAUUUGAGGCUAAAAACCAGGCCACCAGCCCUGCGCUGGUGACCUUCACCACAGCGGGUUACCCCACACCAGAGGACACCGUGUCUAUCUUGCUGCCAUGCAAGAGGGCGGCGCAGACGUCAUUGAGCUGGGUGUGCCCUUCUCGACCCGUCGCAGAUGGACCGGCUAUCCAGGAGACGAACGUCUAUGACGCUGAGAGCACGUGCAUAGAUCGCACUACAACAGGAUGUACAAUACCCCCAUUGUUGGGCUACUACAAUCCACUGCUUGCGUACGGGGAGGACAAGGCAAUCCAGGAUGCAGCUGAAGCAGGAGCCAACGGCUUCAUCGUUGUCGAUCUGCCGCCUGAGGAGGCUAUCACGUUCCGCGAGAAAUGUAUCAGGGCCAAGCUGUCGUUCGUUCCCCUCAUUGCACCAUCGACUUCAGAGCGUCGUAUCGAGUUCCUUGCGUCUAUCGCGGACUCAUUCAUCUAUGUUGUUUCGAAAAUGGGUACAACCGGAUCCUCAGUAACAGGGACAAUGAACACCGCUCUUCCCGACCUCAUCUCCCGCGUGCGCGAAUACACCGAUGUCCCUCUCGCCGUCGGUUUCGGCGUCGCGACGCGUGAACACUUCGACCUCGUUGCCGAUGCAGGCGCAGACGGCGUCGUUAUUGGCAGCCGCAUCGUCAGUGUCAUCAAGAACGCACCGCAGGGCGAGGCAGCGAAGACCAUCGAGGCGUACUGCCGCGAGAUUAGUUUGAAGGGCCAGCCACCACGGCGACCGAACCUCAACGCGGCGCGCAGCUCCGCCUCGCGCGUCAGCAAGGCGAGCAAGGUCACUGAGGAGAUCAAGAAGUCAGGUCUGUCACCGCGGUUCGGCCAGUUCGGUGGCCAGUACGUGCCGGAAUCGUUGUGGGACUGCUUGGUCGAACUCGAAGAUGUGCACCAGAGCGCGAUGAAGGACCCGGAAUUCUGGAAGGAGUUUGAGAGCCUGUAUGGCUACAUGAACCGACCGUCGAACUUGUACAAGGCGGAGCAGCUCACGAGCCAAGCGGGUGGCGCAACCAUCUGGCUGAAGCGGGAGGAUCUCAACCACACAGGCUCACAUAAGAUCAACAACGCCAUUGGCCAGAUUCUCUUGGCAAAGCGGUUGGGCAAGAAGCGAAUCGUGGCCGAGACCGGUGCAGGACAGCACGGUGUAGCAACAGCUACCGUCUGUGCUCGAUUCGGGAUGGAGUGUGUCAUCUACAUGGGUGCAGAGGACGUCAGACGGCAAGCACUGAACGUUUUCCGCAUUCGCAUGUUGGGGGUGAUUCCUGUCGCCUCAGGAUCAUGUACCCUCAAGGAUGCCGUCAAUGAAGCCAUGCGCGACUGGGUCACUAACCUCUCGAUCAUUGGGAAGGAGAUCAAGGAGCAGCUGCACGCGGAGAUAGGCAAGCUACCUGAUGCCGUCGUCGCAUGUGUAGGUGGUGGCAGCAAUGCCAUCGGGACGUUCUACGACUUCAUAUCGGACAAAGCCGGUGGUGAAGGUCUUGACGGUGAUCGGCACUCAGCCACCCUCAGUAAGGGCGUAGCAGGAGUGCUCCACGGUGUCCGCACGUACAUUCUCCAGUCGAGCGCGGGUCAGAUCGUCGAGACGCACUCCAUCAGUGCUGGCCUCGACUACCCCGGCGUCGGCCCCGAGCACGCCUGGUUGAAAGACUCGGGCGCGCUGCGCGGCUUCCGGAUGUGCACGCAACUAGAGGGCAUUAUCCCGGCUCUGGAGUCGUCGCACGCCGUGUGGGAGGGCAUGCGGUUAGCGAAGACGUUGCCGAAGGAGGCCAACAUCGUCAUCUGCCUGUCGGGCCGGGGAGACAAGGACGUGGAGCAAAUCUCGCAGUUGCUUCCCGGGAAGUGGGAAGACGUCCUGGACUGGCAUAUUACGUCGUGAAUAAGAUGCACAAUGUACUGUAUGGACCGAUAGAUUAUACAAGACUACUCUAGAAAGUAGCCUUUCACAGCGGACAAACUGCCAUGUGCAAGAAUCCUAACAUAUCAGUG